CUGUAUAAAAGCCGUCAGUCACCGUCCAGGGAGCACGGAGGAAGCUCAAGCUCACAGGUGUAUCUGUCCAACAAUCAUGCAGGCUGUUGCUUUGAUCCUCGCUUUGGCAGUCAUCACAGGCUGCAAUGCCCGUGCUGUGCGCCAGGCUGAUGCCACCCCAAGCUGGGAGGACAGCGUAAACCGCUUCUGGCAGUAUGUGGCUGACCUGAACGAUAAAGCCGAGGGAGCUGUGAAAGACCUCAAGGCCUCUCAGCUCAGCAGGGAGCUAGACACUCUGAUCACUGACAGCAUGGCAGAGCUGACAGCAUACAGAGAUGAACUCCAGACCAAGCUAGCCCCCUACACUGAUGCCUCCACCGGCCAGCUGUCUCAGGACCUGCAGCUCCUGGCCAACAGGCUCCAGAAGGACAUGGUCGACGCCAAGGAGCGCAGCACCGAGUAUCUGGGUGAGCUCAAGACCAUGGUGGAGCAGAACAGUGACGACGUCCACGGCCGCAUCACCACCUACUCCAACAAGCUGAAGAAGCGCCUGAACAAGGACACAGAGGAGAUCCGCAACACUGUGGCCACCUACCUGGGUGAGCUCCAGUCCCGCACCAACCAGAACCUGGAUGCCAUGAGGGAACAGGUUGAGCCCUACGUCCAGCAGGCCAGUGACACCGCCAUCCAGAAGCUGAGUAACAUUUCAACCCAGCUCAUGAUCCAGGCUGAGGGCUUGGGCAAGCAGCUGGAAGACCAGGCUGAGGGCAUCAAGACCCAGCUGGAGGCCACCGCCCAGGACCUGCGCACCUCCCUGGAAGGCAAGAUCGACGAGCUGACACAGAUGCUCUCCCCCUACGCCACUCAGCUCCGUGAGCAGAUUGAGAACGUCAUGGAUAAGGUCAAGGAGACCACCACUUCUUAAAGACAGACUCUGAUUUCUUAUCACCCUGGCAAAGAGGGGGGAAGAGGGGGAGUUGAGAGUUACUGAUGAUAUCUUCAGUGGGGUGCUUUUUUGUUAAGGAUAAGAGGGUUGAUGAGCUGAAGGAGGGAGGAUGAGGUGUAUCUUUUACAGAGCAGUCAGCAGCUAAACGUCUGUUUGGGUUCUUCUGCACAGUCACCCUCUCUUCUCUUAUCAACUCCCUUCAUCACUGAACACAGGCACCCCAGUCAAUAACAGCCUUUAAUACACAAACAGGAGACAAUUAUUUGUAAUAUGCUUAGCUUUUCUACUUUUAAUCAACUGUUCUAGCUGCCUUUCCUCCCCAAAACGUUUUGUAUUGAAUUUUCUACAUUUUGUUUGGUUGUAAAUAUAACUGCUGAGCCUCAUAGGCAGGGAUCCAAGCCCAUAUCAUCCCUAAAUGCACCAAACACAAGUGUCUUUCAUUUCAAUAAAUGCACUGAAUAAUGCUGACGAUCAAACGAUACAUACAGUAACGUGUGCGUUUUUUAUUUCUAAAGGUGAACCACUAAAAUGCCCUUCUGUAUUGUUUGCAUUUCAUGUUGUGCUUCGCAGAGAAGUGGAAUGUAAAAUGACUCCAUGCAUUUCUGACAAGUGUAAUGCUGCCUGUCUGUUCUUCAGUCUCUCGUGAGUCACAUGUCAUAUGCCCACCAUGCUGCUCACUGUAAGUACACUGUCGGUGCGCUGAACAGUGCUGAGUGAAUAAAAAAAACCUAGAAAAAGAC
Molecule: messenger RNA, 1665 nt
Organism: Epinephelus lanceolatus (giant grouper)
Lineage: Eukaryota; Metazoa; Chordata; Actinopteri; Perciformes; Serranidae
Gene: apoeb
Product: apolipoprotein Eb
Biological process (GO): lipoprotein metabolic process; cholesterol metabolic process; acylglycerol homeostasis
Cellular component (GO): extracellular vesicle; high-density lipoprotein particle; extracellular region
Molecular function (GO): phospholipid binding; phosphatidylcholine-sterol O-acyltransferase activator activity; cholesterol transfer activity
Source: RefSeq, a predicted model, not a curated record